Messenger RNA from Prinia subflava (tawny-flanked prinia), 4396 nucleotides. It is a transcript of the gene CLMP, whose product is annotated as CXADR like membrane protein. The record is from RefSeq and is a predicted model, not a curated record. Gene Ontology annotation, cellular component: cytoplasmic microtubule; membrane; cell surface. Lineage: Eukaryota; Metazoa; Chordata; Aves; Passeriformes; Cisticolidae.
ACAUGGGGAAAGGAAGAUUGGAAAGCUGAGUGUGAUGUCCCAAACCACAGGCUGGCAGCCUUGCCCACGGUUUGCUGCUUUCCUCCAGGCUUUACAAACACUUUCAUAACUGUUCUGAGGGCGAAGAAUUUUUGCUCUGUAUUCCAAGGCACCGAGGCAAAACUGUUCCGUGCUGCCGUGGAUGUGAAAUCCUCUCCGUGCCGCCCAAAAAACUCUCAGGGCCCCAAAAAAAUAAAAUAAAAUCAAAAGCUCUGGCUGGAUGUGGAUGGAAGAUGGAGCAGGGGAUGGAUAGCAGCAGGGAGGAAAGAGUGAAGUUGGUUAUUUUUCUGGCACAUGGAUGCAAUUACAGCCGGCGCAUUCCAGAGGCGUUCCUUUGAAUCCUGUGCAGGUCUGCCUGCCGUCCUUGGGAGAGAGGAAGAGAAAGGGAGGAAAAGUCCCUCUUGCUGGGAGACGGAAUGUCUGCACUUCCAAUCCUCUUCCUAGCUUGCUGUUCUGCUUGGCUGUGCGAGGCUCAGACGGAAUUCAAGAGAGUGGCCGAGGAAAACGUGACCCUGCCGUGCCACCACCGCCUGGGGCUGCUGGAGCAGGGCAGCCUGGACAUCGAGUGGCUGCUGCACAUCUCCGAGACCGUGCAGAAAGCGGUGAUCACCUACUCCGGGGGCCGUGUUUACGAUGACCUGAACGAGGAGCAGAAGGGCCGCGUUUCCUUCACCUCCAACUUCCUUGCUGGAGAUGCUUCCCUGCAAAUCAUCUCCCUGCAGUCCAGCGAUGCAGGGAAAUACAUCUGCAAGGUCAAGAACGCGGGGCAGUACGAGUGGGCUCGCAUCACCCUCAAGGUUGUAGAGAAACCCUCCAAGCCCAAGUGCUGGCUGGAGGGGGAGCUGCUGGAAGGGAAGGAGCUGUCCCUGCAGUGCCGCUCCGCCUCGGGCACUGCCCCCAUCUCCUACCGCUGGCAGCGCAUCAGCGAGGAGGACGAGCGAGCCGAGCCCCUCCCGCCCAACUCCAGAGUCAACAUCUCGAACCCCGGGCAGGUCCUGCUGAAGAACCUGACCCAGCUGAGCACGGGGCUGUACCAGUGCGUGGCCACCAACGAGGCGGGGCAGGAGAGCUGUGAUGUGCAGGUGACAGUGCAGCAUGCACAAAAUAUCAGCAUGAUCGCCGGGGCAGUGUGUGGAGUGGUGGGUGGGGCUCUCCCUGCUCUUUGGUGUGUGAGGCUGACGAUAAGGAGGAAAGAGAAGAAGAGAUACGAGGAAGAGGAGGCACCGAAUGAAAUCAGGGAAGAUGCGGAGGCACCCAAGGCUCACCUCGUCAAACCCAGCUCCUCCUCCUCGGGCUCCCGCAGCUCCCGCUCGGGCUCCUCCUCCACCAGGUCCACAGCCAACAGUGCCUCCCGCAGCCAGCGGACUUUGUCCACCGAAGCCACCCCGCACCUCACCCCUCCCCAGUACAGCCAGCGGCAGCUGGACAGGAAAGAGCUGGAGCCGAAAAAAGUCGAUUAUAAUAACGUGGUGAGGAUGGCAGUGCCCGCGGUGAUGGUCCCCGCGCAGAGCCGCGCCUUCCAGACCGUGUGAGCACCCUGGGCCGGCCAGAGCGCCCCUUCACACCGCAGCAGCCACUCAGCAUCGCUAGGGUAGCUAAUUCUGUCCCCGGUCAGCUUCAUCUUCCUCAUCACUCGGGAUUAUUCACACCACCAGAAGCCCUCCCACUCAAUUCCUUCUGAACAUCUUCCAGCACUGAGGUUCUGAUACGGACUUAACAAAAAGAUAUUUGGAGGGAAAAGGGAGCUUCUUCUUAAAUUAUCUUUUUUUUUUUUUUCAUUAAAAAUGGAACACUGAGCAUUUAAAACCUCCGACAGCAAAGCGCUGUACGAGUGAAAAGAAGCCAAACCUCAGGAUUUUUUAAAAGGGAUCAACAGAGACUUAAAGAUGCAUCAUAUUCCAGAGAGGUUUUGUGCAGAGGGAGAAGCCUCUUGGAGUGGUUUUGGAGAAGUUUCUCGAAAAUGCAUUGUCUUAAGUGAAGAUUUUGAGGCUGAGCAUGUCCAGCCUCAAAGGGAACUGACAGGUGCUUCACAUUUUCUGCAUUCAGCGAGAUACUGGAGGCUGCAGCUAAAGUGGAAAUCAAAGGAUCACUCCCAAAGGACAAGAGAUGCAGUAUGAAGGUGUCUGAACUAAACUCUGUAUUAAAGAAAAAAGGACCUUUUCUGUCAAGAAAACAGAGGUGCUUUAAUUGCCAGAAUAAACUUAGGGCCAGGAGCCUGACUCUGCUUCCACGGGCAGCACUGCAGGGGUGGCAGAGGAGCCUUAGAGAGAGAGGAGAGCUGGGCACUGAAUCCAGCAGGGAGGCAGUGCCCAGGGGAGGGCACCAAUGCACCAAAAAGCCUGGAUGGAGCCUUUGGAACAGCUCUGGUUGUUGGAGAAUUGGCCAGGUCUGGGGGGAGCUGUGCUGGAGGAGCCUUAGGGGAAGUUCUUCCCGAGACUGAGUGAACAGCACACCUGAGCUGACCCCCAGGGAAGGCCUGGAGGAUUCCCUGACACAGGAAAACACACCUGGGACAGGUAAACAGGCACAGAACGCUGCUCCCUUUAGGAAAUCUUGGUGUGUGCUGUCCCACUCCCACACCAAAUGCUGGGCCACGUGCCAGAGCUGAGGCUUAAACCUUUAGCAAGACUCUUAAAAAAUGCAAGAAUUGUAAAAAUUACUUUUUGUGAGCAACCAGGUUAAGUGUUUCCACAGAAUAUGGAGUUAGGAAAGGAUAGGAGAUAGGGACAGAUGCAGAAUUCUGUCAUUGAUAUUUUCCUCUGAAGGACUUGGCUCUGACCACCGCUACACACAAGACACUGAGCUUGUAGGUUCUAGAUUCCUGUAUUCCUAGAUUGGUGAUUUUCUGUUUAAAAAAAUGAGGGUGUUUGGGUUUUUUUCCCCACUCGAGGGAGGGAAAGGGUUUCUGCAGUUUGUGGAAAGAGCCUACAGAAGAUGGAUGAGCACAGAAGAACCACAGAUCUAUAAUUCUUUCACUCCAGGAUUGUCAUUAAUCUCCUUUUCUGACUGCAACCCAGAAUUCUAAUUUCUUUACUUGAGAUCUUUGACAACCAGAUCAAAGCCAAGCCGUGCUCAGGCUACUUCCACAUGGGAAAGAGUUUUCACACUUGCCCUACACUAUGUGAGAAUUCCCAGGAGCAGUCACUCAAAAUUCCACUGCUUUCUCUCCCCCAGAUUUAACCCCUGGCAGGACAAAUCACGGAUGCUGUGCAGGGAAAACAAUCCCAGUUUUACAUCAGGGAGACCUGCUAUGGGGUGUUUGCUGAGCUGCUCCUUCCAUGCCAGCUGCUGCUGGUGGUUUCUCUGUCAUUUCGCCCUGGAAUGCUCCAGGAGCACAUCCCUGGAUCAUCUGUGUCUGAAGCAGCAGCUCUGUGUGUCUGUGACUCCUCUGCUGUUGUUUUUUCCCAGAGCCCUGAAGGCUCAGGCACUCCAAAGCACUCCCAAGCCUUUCCAGAGCUGGGAAAACUCCAGCAGCAGGAACAGGAUGGUGAAAGCAGCUUGUGGGUUCCUCUGUGGGUGCUCCCUGUGCUGCACCUGAGCAUCCUCACCCCGUGCACAGAGACCCGGGAGUGCUUUUGGUGUGCCUGAGCCUCCAGGAGCUCCUCACCACAAACCAGGGUGACAAUUCCAGCAGCUGAGCUGGCCACAGGCUCUGGGGCAGCUUUAGUCACAGCCCAGACUGGUUAUUAGCAGAGAGGAGGCUCUGCAGCCUGGAGGGAGGAGAAUUUGCCCUGGCAGGUUUUCCUGGAGCCUUUGGGCAGCCCUGGCAGCCUCUCCUGCCGUGGAACCACCCUGAUGGCACAGCCUGAGAGCUUUGGGAGCCUUGGGGGAGGCCAGGAGAGGCUGGAGCCUGCUCUGGGGGAUCGAUCCUGGCUGCUCCAAGCCCUGCUGGCCUGGAAUUUCCAAACUCUGUCGGGAUGCAGGCACUGUCCAGGUAUCUGCUUCAGCCCACACAUCAGUGAUUCACAGGGAAGGGGAAAGUUCAUCACCCAAAGGGAUCAUUCCAAAGGGAUUCUAAUUUCCAAGCUCCAGCCGACCAGGAGUUGCACAAGGGAAGCAAACAAGCCAAACCCCGUUUUGUAAAAUAGUGUAUUAAAGCAUUUACUGUCAUAUACCAGCUAUUACUUGUGUGAUUAAAUGCCUACCAUGUUAUGUAGCUUUUUGUUUCUCAGCAGCUAAACUAAGCUUCCAUCUCUGCUACCUGCUAUGAUUGGUGUACUUGUACUGUGUCUGAACAACUCAGAGGAAAGCAAAUAUUUAUUAUUGAUUCCUUUGAAUCAAUGAUUUCAUAAUUUUUUUUUGGUUGGUUGUUUUAUAAAUAAAGGUGCUGCAGCUGAAGUGCUGCAGCUCAACUCAA